Molecule: messenger RNA, 1233 nt
Organism: Colletotrichum orchidophilum
Lineage: Eukaryota; Fungi; Ascomycota; Sordariomycetes; Glomerellales; Glomerellaceae
Product: oxalate decarboxylase
Exons: 5
Coding region: 1-1233 (410 amino acids)
Biological process (GO): oxalate metabolic process
Cellular component (GO): cell wall
Source: RefSeq, a predicted model, not a curated record
AUGAGACUGCUUCAGACCUCCGUUGUAGGACUCAUCGGCCUUGUUGCCGUCACGAGUGCCUCGCCUCAUGUUGUGAAGAGAGAUGCCCAGUUCACCGUUGGACAGCCCAUCGACGCCAACGGCAAAGGGGGCCCGAUCCUGGGUGGCACCAACAACGCAAUCGACAGGGAGAACCCAGACAACCUUGGUCGGCAGUCUACUGACAACGGCGUGGUGCCGAACUUGAAAUGGAGAUUCUCCGACUCCAAAACCCGCAUCUUCAACGGAGGCUGGGUGCGCGAGCAGGUCAUUCAGGACUUGCCUCAAAGCCACGACAUCGCAGCUGCCCAGCAGCAUAUGAAGCGUGGCGCGGUGAGAGAGCUGCAUUGGCACCGGGUUGCGGAAUGGGGGUUUGUGUACUCUGGCUCAAUCAUCAUCGGGGCUGUCGGUGAAGACGGACGAAGCCAGGUUGAGCAACUCAACUAUGGCGAUAUAUGGUACUUUCCCAAGGGCGCUGCUCACUAUGUCCAAGGAGUCGCCGAAGAAUCCGAGUUUCUUCUAGCCUUCGACGAAGCUGACUUUGAUAAAAUUGGGAGAACCACUUUCAACAUUGUCGACUGGCUAGCACACACUCCGAGAGACAUCUUGGCCAGGAACUUUGGCGUUGAUCGUUCCGUCUUUGACAAGCUACCCGCCUCUAACCCGUACAUCUUCAACGGAACGGUGGCAACUACGAACGUAACAGUUCCUCCGGGGCAGUACCUAUCCGGCAACAGUUCGUUCGUGUACCGCACCUUUGAGCACCCGCCCGAGAAGGUUCCUGGAAACGGCGGCGAGUUCAGGAAGAUUGACUCUACCAACUUUCCUGUCGCGAAGACGAUUGCUGCCACCUUCGUUACGCUGAAGCCGGGCGGGCUGAGGGAGCUCCAUUGGCACCCCAACGCGGAGGAAUGGCUGUACUUUCACAAGGGCAAAGGAAAGGCUACCGUGUUCAUCGGAAGCGCCGCGGCGAGGACGUUCGAUCUAGAGGCGGGAGACACGGCGGCUUUCCCGGACAAUAGCGGACACUACAUCGAGAACACCUCCGAUACAGAAGACUUGGUCUGGAUCGAGCUGUACAAGUCUGACAGAGUUGUGGACAUUUCUUUGACCCAGUGGCUUGCUCUCACGCCGCCUGAAGUGGUCGCGCAGACCCUGAAGGUUCCGCUCGAGUUUGUCCAGCAAUUGAAGCAGGAGAAGCAAAUUCUCAUCUAG